GCUCCAGACCUCACUCUCAUGUCUGUUUGCGUUGUCGAUUUUUCUUCUACCUCCAGCCCUUUGCUUUGAUUGUCGUGCCGGCUCGAGAUCGAAGACACCGUUGUUGCUUCGGUUCGGUUUUUCAUAUCGUAGAGCUACCUCGCAGGAUUUUUUUGACGAGUUUUGAGCCUUUUCGAAGGCGAGCGCAUUCCGUUGAGGUCGUUGAGUCCUUCAGCACCCGAAAUCGGUGUCAGAAGCUGGUUUACUUCAAAUUUGUAGGCGAACGAGCAGGCGCGCCUUCGGUAGUAGAGUCUGUUUCCUUCCUUUCUUCCUUUCUUUUUUGUGCCUGGGGGGGAGCAUUGUAGGGAGCAGUUUUGGUUUCGGGUAAUUUUGAGGUUUGUGUUCGCUGUGCUGCGGUUGAGAGGUUUAGGAGUGAGUCAAAGAGCUAGGGUCAUUUUCUCUUGGCUGAGUCGGACCUGCCUGAGCAUCCCUGCGGAUACACUUGGCGAUUUCUUUAUCGAAUCUCCAUGUCCGGAUCUUGCGUGGAUAGUUUGUGGCGUAGAAACUUUGGUUUGGAGAGAGGCAGUAGUUUUGUAUGACAACGCUUAAAAAUAACUAACAUUAUGGGAAGGUUCGAAUCAUUGGCGGGGCAACUGCCAAAUUGAUUAAACCUUCAAUUGGAUCCCUACCAGGCACAUGUAGUUGCUAUCGGGUUUUCUAUCCCUUAGAGGAAAUGCCAAUGACUGCUUGCACACAUUGGCUGGUGCUAAUUCAAGAAAGUGCUCGUGUGUCUUGGUUCACCUCGGUAAUGAUUUCUGAAUGUCGUCGUCUCCUUACCGAAAAGGUAUUCAACAGAAAAUAGAUUCUCUAGGACAACCUCCGCUCAGUAACUCGGGUUUUCCGAUCUACAGGAACUAGCACGCUUCACUCUGUCCGAGAUUUGCAGCAUGAACGUCGAAAAUACCUCAUCAAUAAGAAUGUCCCCCUGAACUAGCUUUGUAUCCGUGUUUCUGUGACGUUAAUUUUACAUUCGUUCCGCUGUUAGUGGGACAUAUACUCUUAUCGAGUUUCCGUAGAAUUUCCUAUUCGUUCAAUGUACGUUGCGGAUUUGAUUGUCGCCCUUUGUUCCCUGGCCUAUUCCAGUAUCUAGAACCUCCCAAAUUGUCACUGUAGACGUCCUGCUGGUCCACUGUACAUUGACACCAGAUUAAAGAGAGAAUUCCUUCCACGACAGGUACUCAAAGUUUUCUAUCAAUGAGUGCAGGAGAAGCCUGAACUCCUUGCGCAUCGUAGGAGUCAACAUUUCAGUGUGUAUUAAUCUUAUCUCAUACAGUUGUUAACGUUUGAGGAAGUAAUGGUUGGGGAAAGGACGGGAAGGCAGACGUUGGGAACAGCGUCGUCUCAUAGGCGCCGUCUGUCCAAUAUUACUAACCUCAUCAAUGGCGGUAGCUGGUCUAACGAGAAUGAUCUUGUUAAAAAUACUUGCGGCUCCACUGAAUUGCAGCUCCAACAGGAGAUCAAGAGGCUUGAGCAGAUCAACAUCGAGAAGGAUCUAGUUAUUGCGGAAAAAGAACACGAGAUAGAAUCCCAAAAGUCCUUUAUGCACAAGAUGCAACGAGAUUUUUACGCUAAUAUCUACAAGCGAUCUCAGCAAAAUGAGGAUAUUAUCGGUUUCAACACUCGUCUCUCCAAGGAGCUCAGCACUGUGCGCGAGCAACUGAAAAUGUUACACCAUGAGUAUACACAAAUGACCAUUGUGUACAAAGUUAAUGAGAGCGAGCUGCAGACGAGACUUGCAGAGGCUCAAGAACAGCUGAGGCGGGUGUGCGAAGAGAAGGAGAAGGCUUCCCAUGAACCGUUGAAUUCCGACGGGGUGCCACCGACCGUCGUAAGGCGAACACGUAAUUCCUCUGCACGAAGGCACUCAAUGACAUUAGGAGUGGGACUUGAGACAGACAUCUGGAAUCCAUCAACAAAUACACAUUCUAUGAGCAGCCUUGACACCUCUGCAGUUACAACAAGAGGUGGGGUGCGUCAGAAAGCGGGUACACUGCCUCAGAAAGAUACCUCUGUGAAGUUAAAGAUUAGGCAACACGAUUGCGCGUCUGUGCCCAUUAUAGUUCCUGCGUGCACAACCAAGCGGUAUAACAACCGGUACGGCCAUCUCUAUAACUUGGAGCCAAUGCAAGAAGUCGAGGAAUCUGAGGCUCUAUCAUCGAGCAACAGUACUUCUCGUCUCCCUCGAGGCAACCCAUGCUUGGAAUCUUUGUCUAGCGAGGUUGUGGAGAGGGAGAGUUCUGCAAACUAUGAAUCUUUUAGCGAAGGUCAAAGAGCUGGCGAGAUAACCUCCACCAGUGAAUGUAACGAAGCCAGAGUAACUCACUCCUCUGAACCGAGACUUUCAGUUAAGGUCAGUAAGAACCAUUGCGAAAAGAAUCCCCCACCAGCGCGGCCCAACACUCCUCAACGAAGAUCGGCUUCUCAACCUACAACCCCUCGCAACAGGAGUGAAAUUCAAGUGGCAUUACAGAGGAAAGCUUCUUCGCAACCUAGUACGCCUGGAUCCACUUCCCCAGUCCAACAUACGCAUUCACUUCCAGCCUCGAGAUCUUCCUUAAGUAGAACAAGGGGGUCGUCUCCCUCUAAACACAUAGAAUCAGAUCAAUUGCAACCUCCGUCAAGAACGUCCGUUGGGGGGCGACCUUCAAGACGAGCAUCCGUUGGGGUGGUUUCGUACAAGGAGCCUUCCUUAAUCACUAAGAUGCGGAGACCUAACUGACCUCCAAUUAGCACUCUAAUUUUGAGCAUUGUGUUUUGGAGAUUUUUUGCAGCCAGAAUUGCUGCUUGGUGGCGAAAAUUGCAAACAACCCCGUUUCAUGACCACGGUAAUUCUCUAAUCAGAGAACCGCUCUGAAACUAUCAAAUCGUCCUUUCUGGUGCUUGAAAUAUGUUUCUAGGUGUUUUCUGAAUCUAUCACCGCUUCGAAAUUCAGUGCACUCCUUUGUUCACCAGAAGUUGCAUCUGCUGAGCACUGAUAUUCUUCAAGCACCCUCAUACCUUCAGUGAUUGCUGAAAGGUCAAUUGUAAAUUUUUAAUUCGAUAACAAUCUCCUCCAUAGUAUGUGCACAUGCUAUAGUAAAAGCAACUGAUGGUGAAGAACACUCUGAUUAGGGAGAAAUGUCUACACUUAUGCCAAAGUGCUCGUAGAUAAUACUGAUUCUAAUUAGCAGAGUUAUGUGGCUGAGCAUUCACACAGCGAAACCGUGUGAUUUUCAUACUUUGCUAAACGGCAACAUGUGCCAUUUCUGCCAGAGUGUUCAGCAGAUGUAAUGCACCAUGUGCAUGAAUCUUCUGUGAAUGCAAGCGAGGUGGUCUUAUCUUUCAUCCGCUCAUUGAUUGUCA
This is a messenger RNA of Physcomitrium patens, 3381 nucleotides long. RefSeq lists its product as uncharacterized. Gene Ontology annotation, cellular component: chromosome, centromeric region; nucleus. Gene Ontology annotation, biological process: maintenance of meiotic sister chromatid cohesion; meiotic sister chromatid segregation. The record is from RefSeq and is a predicted model, not a curated record. Lineage: Eukaryota; Viridiplantae; Streptophyta; Bryopsida; Funariales; Funariaceae.